AUUACCUUAUCUUUCUUAUCAGAAAGGAGAAAAAAUGGGUAUCAUAAGAAAAGUUUCAUUCACUAUUAGUACCCCACUGUCUCUUUUAGUAUUCAUUUUUCUUAUCAGUUGAAGAGACUGGGAGUUUGCAGCAGAAUUUGAGCUUGACAAAGAAGAAAAUUCUCAAUUCAAUCCUAAGAUAGACAGAGACAAGGGUUUAAUCAGCUGAACUAUUUUAGCAAGAAUUCUUGAAAAGCAAUAGUUGACUGGAUUCACUUAUAAGUAAAUAAACAGAUAUUUAAGGAUGUUUUGUGAUUGGUGCUGAAAGGGAUUUAUAGCUGCAAAAUCUGUUUAGUUUGUUGAUAUUUAUGGCCAUGUACUACCAAGGAAGCUCAGAAAUCCAAGCUGAUGGUCUGCAGACGCUUUAUCUGAUGAACCCUAAUUAUGUAGGGUAUUCUGACAAUACAGAAGUACAGAAACCGGCCAACGUGCUCUUUUUUAACUCCGCCGCCACCGCCACGGGACGUGAGGUCAACACCGCGCAGAUGUCUCACACGCCACUCUCUCAGUCUCAGCACUUUGUUGGCGUUCCACUUUCUGCAGCCGUUGGGUCGCCCAAUUCAUACUAUCACAAUCAUCCGUCAGUUCUUGGCCAGCAAGAAAUUCAAGCCUCUCACGGUGCAAUCCCUAGUGUCCACUAUAAUCUAUGGAAGUCAGUUGAACAAGCCGCUGGUGUAAAUCAACAGAACAUAUCUUCUGUGGUGGCUGCAACAAAUUCUGGUGACUCAAGGCCGGCGGUGUCACCGACACAACAAGGCUUGUCUUUGACCCUUUCGCCCCAACAAAGAGGCUACAGGUCUCUUCCUACAAAUAAUGAAAUCACUGUAUCGCCAAGACUUGGGUCAUCUACAUCACUCUCUGCUGCGUCUAAUGGAGUCAAUGAUCUGCAAAGUGUAAUUUUGGGAUCCAAAUAUCUUAAGGCUGCUCAGCAGCUUCUCGAUGAGCUUGUAGUUCUCGGAAAAGGCACAAAAACUGAUGAGGUGGUGGCCGGAGAGGCAGCAGAGAAACGGAAGAUAACCAGAGAGUCGACCGGAGUGAAUGCUGAGGCCUUUGGCACCAACGGUUGUGAAACUGAACUUACAACUGCUCAAAGACAGGAACUUCAGAUGAAGAAAGCUAAACUUAUUAACAUGUUAGAUGAGGUUGAGCUGCGAUACAAACAGUACCAUCAGCAAAUGCAAAUUGUUGUGGCAUCAUUUGAGAUGGCAGCAGGAUUUGGCUCAGCUAAAUCAUACACUCACCUUGCUUUAAAGACAAUAUCGAAGCAAUUCCGGUGCCUGAGAGAUGCAAUUUCUGCACAACUGAAGGAAAUAAGCAAGAGCUUAGGAGACGUAGAAAAUUCAGGCAAAAAGUUUGAGGGCUCGAAACUGAAGUUUGUUGAUCAUCAAUUCCAGCAACAAAGGUCAUUGCAACAGCUGGGUAUGAUGCAAAACAGUGCAUGGAGACCUCAAAGAGGCUUGCCUGAAAGAGCCGUAACAGUUCUUCGUGCUUGGCUCUUCGAGAACUUCCUUCAUCCUUACCCAAAGGAUUCAGAUAAACACAUGCUGGCGAAGCAAACAGGGCUUACUAGGAGUCAGGUGUCUAACUGGUUCAUAAAUGCUCGUGUUCGGCUAUGGAAACCUAUGGUUGAGGAGAUGUACUUGGAAGAAAUGAAGAAUCAAGAUUUAAACAUUUCCGACGAAAACAAAAGCAAAAGUACUGGAGCAGCUAUGAGAGAAUUGGUCUCAAAAUCCAUUGCUCUUGAGGAGAGUAACAAUGGAAAUAUCGAAGAAAUACUCGGACAGAAUUCAAAAAAACCAAGAAAUGGUAAGCACAAUUCUCCAAGCAAUUCAAUUCCAAUGCCAAUGGAAGCAAAAGCUGCAGACCAGACAAGCAAAGGGCUGUCAGGAGACAACUAUUUAACGUUAAUGGCUGCUGAUACAAGUCAUAGUAACAGAUUCGAUACGUAUGCAAUAGAAGAACUCGGAAGGUAUAAUGGACCAGAGCAACUGGGAACAAGGUUCCAUGGAAACAAUGUUUUUCUCACACUUGGACUGCCACCUGCUGAAAACAUUAAACUGGGAACAAGAAUUGAAACUGCAGGAACAGUGGAAAAUAACUACAAUAGGGUAAACAAUCUUCAAGAACAUUGGCUAUCAUGACCAGAUUGUUGAUUUCCAGAACAGGAAGCCAUUUUCAUCUCAGAUCUUAUCAGACUUCGUGGCAUGAAGCAUUCACCUCGACAUGAAUGAAGCACUUUCAUAUAUAGUGACAAAGAUGCCUUGGGGUGCUCUUGUAGUUCUUAGGGGGUGAUAUAAUAUAUAGGACAGACAACAAAAGGUCAUUGUUAAGAAAGAUUGGAAUAGGGAUUUGCAUUGGUGACAUUUGUGCUUAAACUAGGGUUAGAUACGAGUUAUUCAUACUGGGAUAGAAAUAUAUAACUAGCUAGUAGUUUCUUCUUAUAAAUGCUUUAAUGUGUAAAAUUUGGAUAUUGGAAAUAUUUGUCAGGGAUGUCUUGUGAAAAUUUUAUGUAUUUACGAUAUUGUCUAAUUGAAUAUUCAUACUUGGUAGCUUUUGGCAAUA
Olea europaea var. sylvestris is the source of this 2601-nucleotide messenger RNA. RefSeq names its product BEL1-like homeodomain protein 1. Bases 348 to 2180 code for a protein of 610 amino acids. Gene Ontology annotation, biological process: regulation of transcription by RNA polymerase II. NCBI's taxonomy places the organism in Eukaryota, Viridiplantae, Streptophyta, Magnoliopsida, Lamiales, Oleaceae. The transcript has 5 exons. Gene Ontology annotation, molecular function: DNA-binding transcription factor activity, RNA polymerase II-specific; RNA polymerase II cis-regulatory region sequence-specific DNA binding. The record is from RefSeq and is a predicted model, not a curated record.